AAGUUUGCAAAUAGCAGACCCUGAAAUGUUGUGAAAUUUGCUGUAUCAAACAUGCCUGGCUGCCCCAGUGACGCCAUCAGCAGAGGGAGCAGCACAUGGAGUGUCAGCAGGCAGUCUUGACUUGGGCCGAGCCAGGACUUUGAGUGCUGCUGCCACUGCUGGAGUUGCAACAGUGGGUGAAAAGUCUCCAAGUGAGCUAAUGUAGACUUUGCUUAAGAAUCAUUAACUAAAUCCCUGUUUUCGUGGGAGCUUCAGCUGUGGUCAUGUGACGUGAUGCAAACCAAGAUCAUCACCUAUCAGUGCAAACAUAUGGCAAAGUCAGCCCAUGUUGUUACUUAUCUGGGAGAGUGCGAGGGGGCUGGGACGUGUCGAGCAAAGCCUAUUGGUGAGGGAGUUUCUGUGUGAGCUUUCUUAAAGAAGCACUUCCUUUUUACUCGUAAUUCUGCGUGGGAAUGUAUACCAAGCAGUUUCCUCUAAGAGACCAGAAGGUUUACAUAGUUCUUCUGCUUCUAUGAGAAGAGAAGAAAUGCUGCUACAACAUCUUCUUAUGGCUGUAGUUUUUUCAUUUACCUGUAUUGUGGAAAGUUAGUUUUCUGUUUUCUGAGAUGCAUAACUCAGAAAAGGAUGUUCUUGAAGAUGACUCAAAUAGAAGUGAUGUUGCUGCUCAUGAAAAGGUUCCUUCUGGAAUCUUGUUUCAGACAAUGAACUACGUGGGGCAACUUGCAGGACAAGUCUUGGUUACUGUGAAGGAGCUGUACAAAGGCAUUAAUCAGGCAACCCUUUCGGGGUGCAUCGAUGUCAUCGUGGUCCGGCAGCAGGAUGGGACGUACCAGUGUUCUCCUUUCCAUGUCCGAUUUGGGAAGCUUGGUGUACUGCGCUCUAAAGAGAAAGUGAUUGAUAUAGAAAUUAAUGGCGAUGCUGUUGAUCUUCAUAUGAAAUUGGGUGACAAUGGAGAAGCUUUCUUUGUGCAAGAAACAGAGGAGGAAAAUGAAAAAGUUCCUGCUUAUUUGGCAACAUCUCCAAUACCCACUGAAGAUCAGUUUUUUAAAGACACUGACAAUCAUUUGAAAUCAGGUGAAAAUGAGAGGACAUGUGCAAACUCAGAAAUUCCACACUCUGGAGAAACAGAGACUGUAUUCACUCCCGGUUCUGUGAAAAAGAAAAAAAGAAGAAGGAAGAAAUACAAACAAGAUAGCAGGAAAGAAGAUCAGAUCUCUUCUGCUGGGACUGAAGACAUUUUUGAAAUGGAAAUAAGCUCAGAUGAUGAGAAAAGUGUACAGCCCCUAAGAGGAUCCUCAAAUUCAUCACCAAAGGGUGAAGAACAAAAAGAAUCUUUGAUUUAUCAUUCGAAGGACCAUUACCCCUUAUCUGAUGGAGACUGGUCCCCUCUGGAGAACCCUUUCUCUGAGCAAGUCUGCCCUAAAAGUGAUUCAGAACUAGAAGUUAAGCCUGCUGAGAGCUUGCUCAGAUCUGAAUCUCACAUGGAAUGGACAUGGGGAGGAUUCCCAGAGUCAACCAAGAUAAGUAAGAAAGAAAAACUGGAACAUUGCAGAACAGCUACCAUUACUCCAUCAGAGAAGACUCAUUUUAGGGUCAUCCUCAGCUCUGAUGAAGUUGAAGACGAAGAUGAUGUGAAAGAUUCUGUCUGUACAGUACUGAAACCUGAGCCAAGAACUCAUCCUCUCCUUAAGCAGAUGGAUGCUAAAGACUCUGUUGCUUCUGCAGUCGUAGAACCUCAAGUUCCGUUGCCAUUGGAUGGUGAUCAUCAUUCCAGAAUAUUGAUGGAUCCUUUACCAGAAACAAAACCAACAGCAAAAGCUGACUCUCCUUCAAAAAAGAAAGGUGUGCACAAACGAAGUCAUCAUCAAGGCCCUGAUGAUAUUUACUUGGAUGACCUAAAGGCUUUGGAACCUGAAGUUGCAGCACUUUACUUUCCCAAAAGUGAUUCUGAUCCCGGAUUCAGGCAGUGGACAGAGUCAGAUACCCUUUCUGGUUCCCAGUCACCCCAGUCAGUGGGAAGUGCUGCUGCUGAUAGUGGUACAGAGUGCAUGUCUGAUUCUGCUAUGGACUUGCCUGAUGUUACACUUUCGCUUUGUGGAGGUCUCAAUGAAAAUGGAGAGAUUUCUAAAGAAAAAUUCAUGGAACAUAUUAUUACUUAUCAUGAAUUUGCUGAAAACCCUGGACUCAUAGACAAUCCUAAUUUGGUAAUACGGAUUUAUAACAGGUAUUAUAACUGGGCAUUGGCUGCUCCUAUGAUUCUGAGUUUGCAGGUGUUUCAGAAGAGUUUGCCUAAGGCUACUGUUGAGUCUUGGGUCAAAGAAAAGAUGCCAAAGAAGUCUGGAAGGUGGUGGUUCUGGCGCAAGAAAGAAAGCAUGACUAAGCAGAUACCAGAGGCAAAAGAGGGGAAAACUGAGACGCAAAGAGCAAAUGAACUGCCAGCAACUAUAAAAGAGCAAGUUAAUAGUAGGCCUCCAGAGGAUGAUUCUUCUAGUGAUGAAGCAUCCCAGGAGGUGAAGGAAUCCCUGAAAAUGGAUUCUGCCCCAGCAGAGCAUCCACCUCAUGGGAAUGUUACAUCUUACAAGAAGUCACUUAGACUGUCAUCAGACCAAAUAGCAAAGUUGAAGCUCAGAGAUGGCCCUAAUGAUGUUGUGUUUAGUAUUACAACCCAGUAUCAAGGGACUUGCCGUUGUGCAGGAACAAUAUACCUCUGGAACUGGAAUGAUAAGAUCAUAAUAUCAGACAUUGAUGGAACAAUAACCAAGUCUGAUGCUUUGGGACAUAUCCUCCCUCAGUUUGGCAAGGACUGGACUCAUCAGGGCAUUGCAAAACUCUAUCAUUCCAUAAACGAAAAUGGCUACAAGUUCCUGUACUGUUCUGCCCGUGCCAUUGGAAUGGCAGAUAUCACCAGAGGAUAUCUGCACUGGGUGAAUGACAAAGGAACAAUUCUCCCCAGGGGCCCUCUCAUGUUGUCCCCUAGCAGUUUGUUUUCUGCCUUUCAUAGGGAAGUCAUAGAAAAGAAGCCUGAGAAGUUCAAAAUCGAAUGUUUGAAUGAUAUCAAGAAUUUGUUUGCUCCCAGUAAACAGCCUUUCUAUGCUGCUUUUGGAAACAGGCCCAAUGAUGUAUAUGCCUACAUGCAAGUGGGAGUUCCAGACUGCAGAAUAUUUACUGUGAAUCCUAAGGGUGAACUGAUCCAAGAACAGACUAAAGGAAACAAAUCUUCGUAUUACAGACUAAGUGAGCUUGUGGAAUAUGUGUUCCCAUUGAUUAAUAAAGAACAGAAUUCUGCAUUUCCGUGCCCAGAAUUCAGUUCUUUUUGCUACUGGAGAGAGCCUCUUCCUGACCUUAACAUGGAUGACCUGGCCUGAAAAGUACUUCUCACCAGGAGAUGGAAUUUCAUAUUGAGCUACUCAACUUCAGUUUAAAUGUGAAGAACUUUCUUAAUGAGGAUGCUAAUUUAUAUAUUGGUACCGUAAGUCUUACUAAAGGAAAUCACUUUAAUUUCAUUGGUUCAAAACAAAGAAAAUGCAAAGCUACUGUCUGUUUUUUUGUGGGAGGGUGUGUGGAUUUUUGUGUUUGUUUGUUUAUUGCUUGUUAUUAUAUACCCGUUCUAAGGCACUUGAGAUUGGCCUAUCAUUGAUGGUCAUGGUACCCAAGUGCUUCAGGGCAACUAAAUGCUGAGGUAAAAUAUGACUUUGCAUUUUCAUCAAUACAGACCUUAUUGUAAACAUCGAUUAUUCUUCUUAAGUUGUCUUAAGGAUAUUUUCUAAAAUGAAGCCAAAAAGUGUAUGGAAACUGCCAAAUAGAAUGUCAGACCUAUCAAUGAAGAACGUGGUUUAAUGUUCAGAAGGGCAUUUAGGCCAUUUUUGAAAGGAGCCAGAGUGUAAGACCACUGUGCUCUUUCUAAGCUAGAAUACAGCAAAUGUACAGACCUUACUAGCCUGACGGAUUCUGAAGACAUAAAGUUGUUCUUUAAAUGUAAAUAUGCCUUUUGUUACAUAUACAAGACUGGGCUUGUACAAAUCACGCUCAAACUAAUUUUGCUUAUUACUUUUUUUUUUUUUACACACAAUGUUUAAACGAUUUCAUGAGCUUGUUAAAAUGAAAGUUGUCUUCAGACACUUGUAUGGCUUUUGUUGUUUUCAGGCUGUGCUGUGUCAUGGUAAAUUUUCAUCAAGAAAAAUUUUGGGACAUUUCUGUAAGAGUUGAGGAACUGGCAUUUCUAUUUCCUUUUUCAGCACAGAGAUAAUGUGUAUGUGUGUGUAUGCUGUGUAGGCCAGUAAAAUAUAUGUAUAGAUUAUAUUCAGGGAAUUGUAAUACUAAAACAAAUUAUGUAUUUAAUUUUUUAAUUGUCUACUGCAGGUCUUUCUGGAGUUCUGUAUUGCAGGUUUUCAGUAGCUGGAAGAAAAUGCAACUCAGUAGUGAGGUUCCAGCUGUGAGAAUGGUUAAAUGCUGCAGAGCAGAAUAAAACCUUAUUUUCUUUUUCCUUUUUUUUUUUUCCUUUUAUCCUUUUAAAGUUUUGGGUUAUUCACAAACAUCAUGCUGGUCAUUCCUCAGGUUCCAGUCAGAGCCUGAACAAAUUACAUUCCAGUUCUGGUGUUUAUCAGCUAUAAAAGCAGCUAAUUGCUCUUUCUCCAAAAGUACUUGACGGCAAAGGUGGCUGCUUUUUAAGUUGAAUUAGUGCAUUUAACUUCUUUUGGACAAAACUGUGGUGAGACUGUAUCAUUCUACCAGCCCAAACACUUAAGGACUACAGUCAUUUAAACAUCAUUUAAACACCAGAUCACUCGGUUUUACUACCUGCAAAACCAUACAUUUAGAGGAUUUUACACCCCUCCAGGAGUAUUUUUUUCUCCAUUGUCAGGCUGUCUUUACCCACAGUUCUGAUGUAACACCAGCUAACUCUGGACAAUUGGUGAACUGCUUGAAGGGGAGCAUUUUUAAAUUUUAAAGUAAUUUAAAAUUACUUUUUUCCCCCAUUAUAAAAUUCUAGCAUAUUCCUGUAUUUAUAAAACACUGGAUAAAGAGUUGAGGCAAGCAAAAUCAACCUGGAAUCUCUUUCAGAGCAGGAGAAGGAGAGUGGGAUAAAAAAAGAUACUUACCUGUCACGGUUGUGCAUGUCAGUGAAUUGAAAGGCAUUCUCAUUUUUUGUACUGUGAGAAGAAUAAUUUCUGUGAUUUUUGGUCACCAAUCUACUCAGUGUUUAAGUGGAUUUCACAGAAUUCAACUCAAAGGAUAUUUUACCGCUUUUUUCUUGUAUUUUUUUUCAGCGUUAAAAGCUUGCAAACAUCAUUCCAUGUAUUUUUUUCCCUUUUCUUACCUUUUAGCCCAUAGAUUUCAUUAGAAACUAAAAUUUUCAUGAUCACCAAGUGCUUUGAAUAUCAAUGUGAUUUGAGCUUUUAAGUCACUUAAAUACUUUAAUAAAUAAGAAUCCAACAUAAUAAAGUAUUUUAAUUACAAGAUUAAAUAUUCUAUCUAAAGAUUCUAUUUUGCAUAAAGGGAGUGAAGCAGCCUUUCCUGAAACAGUCUUUUUGUGGAUGUCAAAAUUUGCUUUACCAUGCUUAAGUCUACUCUCGGUAGCCCUGGUAUUACACAGCUUUCCUAAAAAUAAAAGCACUUCAUGAAACCAUGAUGAGUUCCCAAAUGGGACAGAUUGUUGCCAUGGUUUGGCUGUGUCUUUUUUAGUUAGUAUUCUUUUUUCACUUGUUUGGUUGGUUUUCUUCCUUCAAGUCCCUUCAACUUUUCAGACUGUCAUAAAGAUAAGCUGUGGAUUUCAAGGUGGGAACUUGAGUAAAUGAGAAGUGUGGAAAAAUAGUAUCAGGUAUAACUCCAAAUACAUGUACUUUCAGCUGGUAUGAAAAUGGGGGUUGUGUGAGUCGUUUUGAGAGCUCCUCAUUCUGUUAACAUGUCACUUUGCAUUGUAGGAGUGUCCAAAAGGUUGCUUAAUUUAAAUAAUCUAAGGGUUUUUUUUCCCCUCUGUGACAGCUACAAUUUGAUAUUUGUUUUUUUGAUAAAAUGUAAGUGUUGUUGAGUCUUUCUGAUAUGAGUAGGGCAGGGGUUUGGUUUUUCUAACUCUGGCUUGUAUUUGAAGCUUUUCAGAUUGUUUGUUAACCCUGUUUAGGGACAGAAUAUGGGGCCUGUCGUUGCAUACCUGUGUUCUUGGGGCUGCUGGGCACUUUACUGACUCUAGAGCAGACAUCUCGUUGCUAUCAAACUGUGGGCUUGUGCUGCAAUAUUAAUAUGGAGGGGGGGUAAAUGAGAAUUAUGCAUUAGCCUGUCCUUUAUUACCUUAGUGGAGAGAAGUGGCCUGAAACUGAUGUUUGAGAGCAAGUUGUGCUAUACUGAUGUAAAAUUAGCGCAAGCUACAUCAUUCUUUCUGUGAAAGAGGAACUUUUAAGUGUGCCUGGCUCUGGGCACACGCACACCCCUGUUAAGACUGUGUUGUUGAAGAUGCAGAUCCGCUUAGUGUUGGAACCCCUCAAAGGCUGAGUCAAUGACACCUGUCUGGGAGUAAAUAAGGAACAUUGCAAUUCAAAACUUGUUAGUGACUUGGACAUUACCCAUUUCUAUAAUGAUUUAAAGAUCAGCAGUUUAAAGGGUGUGCAUUUCUGGAUUUAAUUUUUUUUUAUUUACCAAGCAUGUUUGUACUUCAAAGGAUUGGGCUUUCGUUCCCAACACUAUACAAGUGCAUGUGCAAUCCUGGCUCAUGUCUUCUUAACUUUCUGUCAUCAGUAUACACCUCCCAAAACCCUUUUUUUUCUUUUCAACUGGAAAAUUUUAACACUUGUGUCAACUCCAUUAUGGAACUUCUGAAGCAAACUCUGAAUCCGUUUAUGGUAAACACAAAAGAGAUGAGAUUUCAUGUUAAUAUUUCAUGCAAGUCUUCUAGAAAAUGUUGUCAUAUGAAUGAGUUGUUUAAAUGACUGUAAUGCAAAUUCCUAAUGAAACAUCACAGAUAGAUAGAGAAUUUGAGAUGCCUUUAGAGUGUCACUUUUGCCUGAAGAAACUGUAGUUUCCAGAGUUAAAAUUUGCUAAAUGAAAAGGAAUUGUUUGGGACUUUUUUACAGUGUUAAUUACUUCCAGAUGAAAGUUAAAAUGUUGGUUUAAUUUGAGGGUGGGAAAACUCUCUUCAGUAAUUUGUUUCAUUUUUUUCUUGAAGAUGUGGAAUACUUGAUUGUUAAGCAACACAAUCACUAAUAAGGUAGUGUUUAAAAUGUCAAAUCUGUGAUCAUACCAAUACAGUGGUUUUUGUUAAGACUGUCUUGGGUACAGCAACCCACACUUCAGUGCAAUGUUUAUUGGUGUUCAGAACAAUGUUAUCACAAUAAAAACAGACUUAAAGUGAAA
Molecule: messenger RNA, 7344 nt
Organism: Sturnus vulgaris (Common starling)
Lineage: Eukaryota; Metazoa; Chordata; Aves; Passeriformes; Sturnidae
Gene: LPIN2
Product: lipin 2
Biological process (GO): positive regulation of transcription by RNA polymerase II; triglyceride biosynthetic process; fatty acid catabolic process
Cellular component (GO): nucleus; endoplasmic reticulum membrane; cytosol
Molecular function (GO): phosphatidate phosphatase activity; transcription coactivator activity
Source: RefSeq, a predicted model, not a curated record